AUGGUGCGAAUUAAAGAGAGAUAUCUCCUUGUCAACAUCGUGUACGCGCCGGAACCCGCCCGCGCUGCGAAGGACAAUCUGCCCCAAUGCGUGGUUCAGCACCAGCCUACCCUUGACAGGCUCACGCCGCAGGCGCUGCUUAAGGGCAUCAGAGCCGAGGUCGCGUCUUUGUUCGGUGACUACGGAUCUGGUACACUUGGCGGAAGCGUCUCAGUCAAGUACCUGUCCCUAGCUACAUCGACUUUCAUUCUUCGAUGCCCGAGAGCCCACUACCAACUGCUCUGGUCUGCCCUGACCUUUAUGGAUCGUGUCCCUGUUAAAGACGGCAAGCCGUGCAUCUUUCGCGUCAUUCGCGUCAGCGGAACGAUUCGCAAAGCUGAGGAAGAGGCCAUCCGACAGGCUAAAAUGAUCAUUCUGGCUGCCAAGGAGGAAUCCUCAGGAGCAACGUCUUCCCUCACGAAUGUCCCUCGACAUCACGGAUGA
This is a messenger RNA of Ilyonectria robusta, 483 nucleotides long. RefSeq names its product Rpp14/Pop5 family-domain-containing protein. Gene Ontology annotation, cellular component: ribonuclease P complex. Gene Ontology annotation, biological process: tRNA 5'-leader removal. The record is from RefSeq and is a predicted model, not a curated record. Gene Ontology annotation, molecular function: ribonuclease P RNA binding. Bases 1 to 483 code for a protein of 160 amino acids. NCBI's taxonomy places the organism in Eukaryota, Fungi, Ascomycota, Sordariomycetes, Hypocreales, Nectriaceae. The transcript is spliced from 3 exons.